Molecule: messenger RNA, 3057 nt
Organism: Procambarus clarkii (red swamp crayfish)
Lineage: Eukaryota; Metazoa; Arthropoda; Malacostraca; Decapoda; Cambaridae
Source: RefSeq, a predicted model, not a curated record
UCCAGAAGGGAAACUCUGGUUGUAAGAGACUGGACGUGUCUUAACGUGGAUUAUAGGACGUCUUAAGAUAAGAGCGAUAUUUUUGUGUUUUUCUAGGAAAUUACGGAACAUAAAUUCUCCUUUGAGGUGUUGGGAGUGAUGACACAGAGUCAGUGACGCGCUGAGGACUAGAUGGAGUAGCGCAGAACCUUAACGUGACAACAUAUAAGUCUGCUGAUUGAUAAAGAAGAGACAGAAUCCAUCAUUCACUGAAAGUUGCACACACCAAAAUUUUAUUUUCAAUGUAGUGCUGUGCUGCAGGUCCUUUUAGCCAUGAAUCUCAUCAACUCCUCCCAUGAAGCCAAUGUGCGUGACCUGCUGAACACGUUGGACCAUGAUGAUCUCCUGUCUCUGGCUCGGACAUCCACAGGCAACCGCAUUUUGCCUCAGAGUUCCCAAGAGGCCAUCGAAACGAUAUUACUUUACACGGCAGACUUGGGACGGCUGUUUUCUUACCGCCGCCUUACUGCACAAGCCCUCUUUAACUAUCUUCACAAGAAUCGAGAAUCAUCAAUGGGUUUUGCUAAUAAAACUCAAAUGAUCAUCGCUGUACAGAACUUCUGGGCAAAGCAAUGUGGCACACAGGAAGUUACAGGGCAUCCGGGUACAAAACGAAGAGCAUAUUCAGACCCUGAAACUGAAGGUCCCAAAGGUAGAAAAGAUGAAGUCUCAAGGGUUAGAAUUAAACUCCGGAGCACAAGUGGUGGCAAAACGGACGUAGACAUUAUCGCCUCCUCUGUUAGAAUUAAUGCUUCACACAAUCCUAUAAGCACCAGUGUAGGUACUGGUCAGUCUGUGGAGAGAGAAUGUACAACAGGCAUUCGAGCAGAUAAAUGUUGUACCAAUGAAGGGAACCAAUCUGUAUGUGUUGUUGCACCUUUUGCUCAACCAGUAGUAAAUGUUAUGAGAAGUGACGAGUUUACACGAGACUUCUGUGAGUGGUAUUUUAGAAUGGUGAAUCGUUUGCAGCCAGAGUGCAUCCACCUACCUGGUGAUACCUUUCGAGAAGAUAUUUUUUACAACAACAGCUACACAGAUAUUUACUUCAUUGGCCAGUCGAGUGGUGAGAGACAUGCUCAAGGUGGAGGCAACACUUUUGGACUAUUGAGAGACACUUUUGUUGAGUUUAAGAUUCUAUUCAGUCCAAAUUUAGAAAAUGGAACACAGGCUUACAAGUCUGAUUAUGGAAUGGUAAAGAUUUGUUGUUGUGGGACCUUACAUCAUAAAGAUUCGUUUGUAGGUAUCUUUGAGCAAGAAACUGGCCUUGUGUGCAGUCCAAAUGAUCAUGCUUGGAAGAUAAUGUACAUAAAAAUCAAUUUAAAACAGUGCAGCAUUCUAGGUUCACCUCCAAGCCUACCUCCAUGUCAAGUGUUUGAAAUAGAAACCUGAAAUGGGACUACUUUUGGACAAAUUUUUUUAUCUCUGAAUGUGAGAGAAAUAAGAGCUGUGAUAAUUGCUUUACAUUUACCAUUCAUUUACUUCAAGUAGCCAUUUCCAGUAAUGCAGUACUAGAGACAGAGUAAUAAGAGUGAGAGUGACAGGUGGUGGGUAAGCAUGAGUGCGAGUUGGAGAGCGAGUGUAUUGGUGAAGUGCAUUUGUGCUAAAACAUAUGUAUGUAUGUACGUGUGUGUGUGUGUGCAUGUCAGUGCCUGUUUUGUUUAACACUCUGUCUGUAUGACUGAUUAUAAUGGUAUGUCUGUGCCUGUUAAUUUGUGUACUGUAUCUGAUCACACCAAUAGUAAGUGAAGAUGUUCAUAAUUGAGAAAAGUGGUUAGAGUACAGAGCACAGGAGGAGCAAGAGAGUUAUUAAGAAUGGUAAUAGUUGAGAGCAGCCAUAGUUUCAUUUGUAUUUUACUCAAGGGCCACCAUCUCUAGUUGCCUCAAUGGGGACAGGAAGCCAGCAGCUUCCUUUCUAAGGAAUGAAACGUGCAGGAUGGUAGUUUAAUGAGACUGGUGUUGGUAGUUGAGGGGAAAAAGAGAGAUACAUUGUAUUUAGUGCUGAUAAAUUCUGCAUAUAACAGGUUAAUUAUAUAUCUCCUAUGGUGCGGUUGAAUCCUCUAGGGCACCCUUUCUCAACGGGGACGAUAUCACUUCCCUAGGGUGUACCCUUGAAAUAAUUUAGGGUCGUACACUAGAUACUCUCACACACAGAUUUCAUUGGCAACGAAAAGGGCACACUUUCUGUCUUUACUCUUGAUGCUGGUUAAAUGAGAAAAUUUAACUCAAAAAUGGCUCAAAAAUACAUGAUUAGAAUUAACUUAUUUAUCACUAUCUCUUGCAGACCCAAGAUUGAGAAAUGCUGCUCUAGAGGGUAAAUGUUAAUAAUCAAUUGCCUUGCAUAUGAGUAAGUUAGUUGUAAUGAUUGCUUGUAGAUUAACAUUUAGGAAAGUGUUCAGAUUUCAUCAUUUAUUGUAUCUAAAACUGUUGUUUUAACUCUUCAAUUUUUUUGUAUUUAUUCUGUUCACAUUAGGACAAUGUCCAGAUAUUAAAUGUUCAAUUAAAGCAAAAAUUCAACACUUGGAUAUUGCAUUUAAUAAUGCUGUAUUUGACUCUUAAAACUCCUAUAUUUAACAUUAAUAAUGUUAUUUAAUACAGUAUAACAUUACUGAUAUUUUUUGUAUACAUUUAAGACAGUGCCCAAAUAUUACUUUAAUCUUUUCUGUAUACUUUACAAUAAUGUCCAGAUGCUACGUUUAUUAUUUUAAUACUUUAGGAUAGGAUAAAGAUGCUAAAUUUAACUUGUAUAUAUAUUAAGUUAAUACAAUAUCUUAUAUUGUUUUGUGGACAUUUUGUGUCCAAAAUCAUACUUAUUCGCUGUAAGCAAGUACUAUGUAAUUGUCUGUUCAUUUACAUUUGACCGAGGUGUGACCAUGCAGAUUUCUAAUAUACGGUGUAUACGUGUGUGUGCUCCCAUGUAAGCAUGCCUCUGUGUGUGUGUGUUUGUGUAAUUACCUAAGUGCAGUUGCAGGAUGAGAGCUACGCUUAUGGUGUCCCGUCUUCCCAGUACUCUUUGUCAUA